Molecule: messenger RNA, 2874 nt
Organism: Labrus mixtus (cuckoo wrasse)
Lineage: Eukaryota; Metazoa; Chordata; Actinopteri; Labriformes; Labridae
Gene: pygl
Product: phosphorylase, glycogen, liver
Exons: 20
Coding region: 93-2654 (853 amino acids)
Biological process (GO): glycogen catabolic process
Cellular component (GO): cytoplasm
Molecular function (GO): glycogen phosphorylase activity; pyridoxal phosphate binding
Source: RefSeq, a predicted model, not a curated record
CUUUCCACCUCACUCCCAGUCAGAACACUAUCGGUUUACUCGUUACAGGAGACAGGACAGGGUCAGUUAACCCGGGACAGGAGUCAGGCAGCAUGGCGACCCCUCUGAGUGACCAGGAGAAACGGAGGCAGAUCAGCAUCAGGGGGAUCGUGGGGGUGGAGAACGUGGCGGAGCUGAAGAAAGGCUUCAACCGUCACCUGCACUUCACGCUGGUCAAAGACAGGAACAUCGCCACGCCCCGAGAUUAUUACUUCGCUCUGGCUCACACUGUGAGGGAUCACCUGGUGGGCAGGUGGAUCCGAACCCAGCAGUUUUACUACGAAGCUGACCCAAAGAGGGUUUAUUAUCUGUCUCUGGAGUUUUACAUGGGCAGGACGCUCCAGAACACCAUGAUCAACCUGGGGCUGCAGAACGCCUGCGAUGAGGCCAUCUACCAGCUGGGCCUGGACAUGGAGGAGCUGGAGGAGAUGGAGGAGGAUGCAGGUCUUGGGAAUGGAGGUCUGGGCAGACUGGCAGCUUGUUUCUUGGACUCCAUGGCCACCCUGGGCCUUGCAGCAUACGGUUACGGCAUUCGAUAUGAAUAUGGAAUCUUUAACCAGAAGAUAAGAGACGGCUGGCAGGUGGAGGAGGCAGACGACUGGCUGAGGCACGGAAACCCGUGGGAGAAAGCGCGUCCAGAGUACAUGCUGCCAGUUCACUUCUACGGACGAGUAGAGGAGACGAAAGACGGAUCCAAAUGGGUCGACACGCAGGUGGUUUUGGCGAUGCCUUAUGACACGCCCAUCCCUGGCUACAUGAACAACACUGUGAACACCAUGAGGCUGUGGUCCGCCCGCGCUCCCAACGACUUUAAUUUGAGAGACUUUAACGUUGGAGAUUACAUCCAGGCUGUCCUGGACAGAAAUCUGGCCGAGAACAUCUCCCGUGUUCUCUAUCCCAACGACAAUUUCUUUGAAGGAAAAGAACUGCGUCUGAAGCAGGAGUACUUUGUCGUGGCCGCCACACUCCAAGACAUCAUCCGCCGCUUCAAGACCACCAAGAAGGGCAGUCCCGGCCGGACCUCCUUCGAGGGUUUCCCCGACAAAGUCGCCAUCCAGCUGAACGACACUCAUCCCGCCAUGGCGAUCCCGGAGCUGAUGAGGAUCUUUGUGGACAUAGAGAAACUGGACUGGGACACGGCCUGGGACCUGACAAAGCGCACCUUCGCCUACACCAACCACACGGUCCUCCCUGAAGCGCUGGAGCGCUGGCCUGUGGAGCUGCUGGAGAAGCUUCUGCCCCGACACCUGCAGAUCAUCUACCAGAUCAACCAGGUCCACCUGGACAGGAUCGCAGCUCUCUUUCCAGACGACAUGGACAAGCUGAGGUCGAUGUCUCUGAUCGAGGAGGACGGCUGUAAGAGAGUCAACAUGGCCCACCUGUGCAUCGUGGGCUCACACGCUGUCAAUGGUGUGGCUGAGAUUCACUCCAACAUCAUCAAAACUGAAGUGUUCAAAGACUUCAACGAACUGGAACCAGAGAAGUUUCAGAACAAAACCAACGGCAUCACUCCCCGACGCUGGCUGCUGCUCUGCAACCCCGGGCUGGCUGAGCUCAUCGCAGAGGUGAUUGGGGAGGAUUAUGUGAAGGACCUGAGCCAGCUGCAGAAGCUCAAAGACUUUGUCGAUGAUGCUGCCUUCAUCCGGGACGUCUCCAAAAUCAAACAGGACAACAAGCUGAAAUUCGCCCAGUACCUGGAGAGGGAAUACAGGGUGCAGAUCAACCCGUCCUCCAUGUUUGAUGUCCACGUGAAGAGAAUCCACGAGUACAAGCGUCAGCUGCUCAACUGCCUGCACAUCAUCGCCAUGUACAACCGGAUCAGGAAAACCCCGGCUGCCCCUUUCGUACCUCGAACAGUGAUCAUCGGGGGAAAGGCUGCACCAGGGUAUCACAUGGCCAAGAUGAUCAUCAGGCUGAUCACAUCAGUGGCUGACGUUGUGAAUAAUGAUCCUGUGGUGGGAAACAAGCUGAAGGUCAUCUUCCUGGAGAACUACAGGGUCUCCUUAGCAGAGAAAGUGAUACCUGCCACAGAUCUGUCUGAGCAGAUCUCUACCGCCGGCACUGAAGCAUCAGGAACAGGUAACAUGAAGUUCAUGCUGAACGGAGCGCUGACCAUUGGCACCAUGGAUGGAGCCAAUGUGGAGAUGGCCGAAGAGGCCGGAGAGGAGAACCUUUUCAUCUUCGGGAUGAGGGUGGAGGACGUGGCUGAGAUGGACAUAAAAGGAUACGAUGCCAUGUCGUACUACAAGAAGAUCCCUGAGCUCAAACAAGUGAUGGACCAGAUCACCAGCGGAUUCUUCAGCCCCAAAAAUCCUCACCUGUUCAAAGACCUCACUGAGAUGCUCUUCAAGCAUGACCGUUUCAAAGUGUUUGCAGACUUUGAAGACUACAUGAACUCUCAGGAGGAAGUCAACAAACUGUACCAGAAUCCAACGGCGUGGACCAAGAUGGUGAUCAAGAACAUCGCUGCUACGGGGAAGUUCUCCAGCGACAGAACUAUCACAGAGUACGCCACCAAGGUGUGGGGGGUGGAGCCAACCGACCUGAAGAUCCCGCCUCCCAACGAGCCCCGAGAGGCCAUCGAGGAAACGGCCCGAGCUCUGAGGAAAGAGUGAUGACAUCAUUCACCUUUUAACCUUCACGUUUAUGAACUUUAGCAGUAAUAUCUCUCUAAACUUCGUGUCCCAGAAGUCUUUGCUUCCUGAGUCUGAGCUGAUGUUUCUGUUUGUUACUCAUGUAUGAUCAACAUCUGUAUUUUCAGUCUGAUGUUUUGUCAUUGAGCUGAAGAAAUUAAUCUGAAUCUUUUCAAUAAACUUUACUUUCUUCUUUUAAUAA